CUUCAUCGAUCCACCACUUCUCAGAGUCAACAUGGCGGCCGUCGAGGUAGGACGUAUGUGCGAAUCCCCAGGCUGCGAUGCCUCGGCAAAAUUGCAGUGUCCGACGUGUAUCAAACUCGGCAUUCAAGGAUCCUACUUCUGUUCACAAGAGUGUUUUAAGAAGAGCUGGAAAGUGCACAAGGUGAUCCAUCAAGUGGCCCAGGGUGACCUCAACUCUGGGGGCGAAGAGAAGGAGUACCAGCCAUGGCCGAACUACCGGUUCACUGGGAAACUCAGGCCCUUUCCUCAGGGUCCGCGACGCACCGUGCCCCCGCACAUCGGCAGGCCAGACUACGCCGACCACCCUGAGGGCGUGCCAUUGUCCGAGCAGCGCGUUAAGGGCGCCUCGCACAUCAAGGCUCUCGAUGACGAAGAGAUUGAGGGUAUGCGCGUCGCGUGCCGGCUCGGUCGCGAGGUGCUGGACGAGGCCGCCAAGGUGAUAGACGUCGGCGUCACGACGGAAGAGAUCGACCGGGUGGUGCAUGAAGCUUGUGUUGACAGGGAGUGCUACCCUUCGCCUCUGAACUACAUUCAGUUUCCUCGCUCAUGUUGCACCUCUGUCAAUGAGGUUAUCUGCCAUGGCAUCCCAGAUACGAGGGCUCUAAAGAACUGGGACAUCUGCAAUGUUGAUGUUACUGUCUAUCAUAGGGGAUUCCAUGGGGAUCUCAAUGAGACAUUCUUUGUCGGUGAAGCAAAACCCGAGGCGAAGAAACUAGUGCAAGUCACUUGGGAAUGCCUGCAGAAAUCAAUUGAGAUUGUGAAGCCUGGUGAGAAGUAUAGAGAAAUAGGUAACAUUAUUCAAAAGCAUGCUCAAGCUAAUGGAUUCUCAGUUGUACGUAGCUACUGUGGUCAUGGUAUCCAUCGCUUGUUCCAUACAGCACCUAGUGUGCCCCACUAUGCCAAGAACAAAGCUGUUGGCAUCAUGAAACCAGGUCAUUGUUUUACAAUCGAACCCAUGAUAUCUCUAGGCAGUUGGAGAGAUGAGAUUUGGCCAGAUAAUUGGACGGCUGUCACUAUUGAUGGUUUGCUGUCAGCUCAAUUUGAGGAAACAUUAUUAGUAACUGAUACGGGUGUUGAGAUACUAACACGACGCUUGAAUAAAAAUGGCCAGCCCUAUUUCAUGGACCAACUUGGCAACUAAGUACCAUGUUUCCGAAGUUAAAAUCAUGCGAGUGUAUUUAGCAAUAGUGCACAGGGUAUGUGGUUGAUGUUUGUUUGCCUUUGUAAGUGAUUCUUGUGUUGUUAGUAAUUUUCUUUCUAUUUGCUGACAUUUAUUUUAUUGUCUUCACUUUCUUACGAACCAAAUUACUGAUUGUUAGAGAUUGUGAUAUAUUUGGUAGGAAUGAUACUGUGGAAGUUUGGGGGUAAAAAUGAGCAUCCAACAAAGUAUUAUAAAAUAUGUCUUACAGCAGUGAACCAAAUGCCUUUGCAACAUCUAGUCUCAUAUAAUGUUGUUGAACAGCAUUUUGGCAGAACAUGAUUUUGUAUUAUAGUGUAGAGGGAACUGGAUCAAUACUGUGAGCUUAAAAACAAAUAUUAUUAAAUUACUGUCUGAAAUGUUUCUCAGACAAUGUUUGAAGAUCCAUGUACUCUUAUGUUGUAUGUAAAUUACCCUUUUGCCAUGCUGGACUAUUGCUAUUUUGGGGACUUAGCUUUGUAAAGUUAAUUAUCUGAUGCUUUGAUGAGACAAUGUAAUUGAAAUUUAUGUACCUGUUAUCAAUAUUUUUUACCUUUUGUAUGUCCUUUUCUUUGUCAGUCAAUAGGUGUAGCCAAGACUAAAUAAAUAAGUUUGCCCUUCAAUUUUUACUCCUAAGGUUGACUUGUUAUGAUUUUGAGAUUGAAGGUGUUUUACACUUAGUCAAGUUCUUCUCAAACAAUAAUUCAUCCACUGCAUUGGGUAAUUAUUGACUUUAACCCCGUUUAGUUAAAAAUUCACAUGGAAGAUAACCAGUCCAUGAUCUGUGCCUUAUUCCUCGACAUAAUAUGCAGUCCAGAUUUUCUAGAAUACCAACCAGUGCAAAAAUAUUGACAUAGUACUUAAAUCUUGUUUCAGCAAAAAUAAGAGUUGAAAGCUAUAUUUUGUUCAGGAGAGACUUUAUUUGGAGACUGGUCAUCUAUAUUUAAAUAGUUCAAACCCCUGCCGCUUCUACAGAAGAAAUAAAUUUGUACUUCAACACACA
Messenger RNA from Frankliniella occidentalis (western flower thrips), 2219 nucleotides. RefSeq names its product methionine aminopeptidase 1. Bases 32 to 1180 code for a protein of 382 amino acids. The transcript has a single exon. Gene Ontology annotation, biological process: proteolysis. The record is from RefSeq and is a predicted model, not a curated record. Lineage: Eukaryota; Metazoa; Arthropoda; Insecta; Thysanoptera; Thripidae. Gene Ontology annotation, molecular function: metalloaminopeptidase activity.